AUGGAAAAACAAAGAUCUGGAUGGAUAACACCUUUUAAAAAGCAAUGCUUCGUGUCGCUGGGAGUAUGUCUGAACAUGGCCGCCCACGGACUGGUGAUGGGGUUUGCCGCUAUACUUCUGCCGCAACUCCGGAAACCAGAAUCCAUCAUACCUAUAGAUGAUUCUUCAGGAUCUUGGAUUGCGUCAAUCCACGGGUUCGCACUAGUUGCCGGCAAUUUGAUUGUCCCUCUAAUCAUGGCGAACUACGGCAGAAGAACAGCCAACAUUGUUAGUAUUAUACCUCUCAUUACAGGCUGGUUCACCAUCAUCACUGCUAAGAGCAUUCACCAACUUCUUGUGGCAAGGUUUUUUCAAGGUAUUUCAAUGGGAAUGAGUGCCUCUCUAGGUCCAGUUCUUAUUGGAGAAUACACUAGCCCUAAAAAUCGUGGAGCAUUCUUGACUGUGAUAUCUUUAAGUAUAGCUCUUGGGGUAGUAUCAGUACAUUCUAUGGGAUCUUUCUUAAGUUGGCAAGUGACUGCUCUAGUCUGCGCAUGUGUUGCUUUUGUUGAUUUGUUAAUAGUUAUUUAUUCACCAGAAUCACCUAGUUGGUUAGCGGAUCAAGGCAGAUACGAGGAUUCUAAAAGAGUAUUUCGUUGGCUUCGAAAUGUAGACGAAGAAGAGGAACUGCAUAAAAUGAUCGAAGCCAGUAUCAUCGUUAGAGAAUCUAAAGCCGAUGCUAACAUAUCGAAAUCAUUUGGUAAAAGAAUCAAAAGCAAUAUUGCUUACUUUAACAUCACUAUUAGAAAGAAAGAAUUUUACAAACCAAUAUUCAUUAUGAUGCAUAUUUAUACGUUGGGCCAAUGGGCUGGGGCAAAUCUUCUUGCUUCAUAUACUACUGAUAUCUUUACAAAUGUUGUAGGUACGAAUGCGAAUAUUGCUUUACUGGUAAUCACACUAGGUUUACAAAGACUAAUCUCGAAUACCUUCGCUGUCUUAUUUAUAAAGAAAAUUAAUCGAAGAACAAUGUUAUUUAGUACUGUUUCUCUUAAUAUAUGUGCUUUCUUGGCAACCGCUGCGUAUACUUACUGUAAGAGCCAUGGAUUGUUGCCUUUUGAUCAUCCUUUCAUUGGAAUAAUGUUAGUACACAUCCACAUGUUCACUGUCGCUACUGGAACUGUACCACUGCCUUUUAUAAUUGCUGGUGAACUAUUUCCUUUGGAAUACAGAAGUUUAGCUGGAGGACUUAGCGUUCUCUUAUUGUCUUCAAAUCUUUUUAUCACGUUGAAAACGGCAUCAUUUUUCUUUGCCACUAUGGGAAUUCAUGGUGCAUAUUGUAUUUAUGCCGCGGUCGUAGCGUAUUGUUUAGUGGUCGCUUAUUUCACAUUACCCGAAACUAAAGAUAGAACUUUGCAAGAUAUUGAAGAUGAGUUUAGGGGAAGAGCUCUCGCCCCUGAAGAGUUGAAGUCAACUGAGUCGUUAGCGUCAUGGAAAUUUCAUAACCGCGACAGGAGAUGCAGUAGUCCCGUAUUGUAA
Messenger RNA from Arctia plantaginis, 1512 nucleotides. The record is from the annotation of a GenBank genome assembly. Lineage: Eukaryota; Metazoa; Arthropoda; Insecta; Lepidoptera; Erebidae.